Molecule: messenger RNA, 8779 nt
Organism: Cylas formicarius (sweet potato weevil)
Lineage: Eukaryota; Metazoa; Arthropoda; Insecta; Coleoptera; Brentidae
Product: unconventional myosin-IXa-like
Exons: 18
Coding region: 703-6978 (2091 amino acids)
Biological process (GO): intracellular signal transduction
Cellular component (GO): myosin complex
Molecular function (GO): microfilament motor activity; GTPase activator activity; ATP binding
Source: RefSeq, a predicted model, not a curated record
UCCUUUGGGUCCAUUUUUCCACGCAUGUCAGCUGUGGAAGUUAAGUUUUAACAAAAACCAAAAAAUGGUGGUUGGAAUUAAUCAAAAGUAGCCCGUUAACCGCAGAACGUUAAAAAGAAAUUAAAUAAUACCGGUUGUUAAUUCAAAAGUACGCUCAUAUUAUGCGUAGUGGCACCGUAAACGGUUAUUGUGACUUGUUGAACAAUUUGCACUUCCAUGGGCGGGUUCUGAACCAGUUGAUAGUGAAUGAUGUCAAUAGUCACUUGUUUAUUUCGGUAUUAUUUUGUUAUGUGUCGCACGCUGGAUGUAAAAUCAUCGUCACGUCACUGAGAAACUGACUAAUUUACUCCAAUUAAAAUUUGUCGGUAAUAAUUGAAAUGCCUCUGGCAGAGUUGUUAACUCUUCAGCAAAAGAAGCAACAUGUGACCCAAAUCUAAAGUUUUGGUGUUUUGCAAAUUAACUCUCCACGUUGCUUGAGUGGUGUCAUUUUGCAAGGAGAGUAAUAAUAGAACUUAAGAUGGAAUUAUUGUGACUCAAGUUUGGGUGAUAUGUUUUUUCACUAAAAAAAAGGUUCUUCCAGUAAAGGUUACAAACAAUGAAGCUUUAAAAAUGUGUAAUUUUUAUAUUAAACCCAACAAAUGUAGAUAUAAGCCAUUGUUCACAUCUAAACUUAGAAUUGUGUAGUUCAUAACAAUAAGGAUCAUGAUGCCACCUUCAGAAAAUAAUCGUUAUAUUAUCCAAGUAUAUGUGGGCUCACUAAGUAAUCUUUAUGAAGCCCUUUCAGUUGAAGCCAGUAAACAAACCACUGCCGAGGAAAUAAUAUCAUGUAUUGUAGAAAGGUUGUCACUUAGCGAAAAUGGUUCUUAUGAACUUGCGGAGGUGAUUGGAACUGAUUUUGAUAGAGAAUGCAAGGAAAGAAGCCUUGCCAGUAAUGAAAGUCCUGUUCAAUUAAUGAUGUUAUGGCCCAAAACGAGACCCGAUAACGCUUCUUAUCGGUUCUAUUUGCGCGAGCGCGAUGUCGACUAUGCAUGGCGCCAUCAAUUUGUCAUGGACCCACAGCUUAUUAAAGAUUAUUUUAACAGAUUUCUAUGCCAGCCCAAGGAUCGUGAGUAUCCUGAUCUCUGCCAACUUCCAGAUUUAAAUGAACAAACUCUCUUAGAAAAUCUAAGGGCGCGCUUUAUCGCCGGUCACAUCUACACUUAUGUUCGUUCAAUACUCAUAGCUCUCAAUCCAUUUAGAUUUUAUCCAAUUUAUAACCCAAAAUAUGUUAAGUUAUAUCAAAAUCGUCGUUUGGGACCCAAUUUGCCACCACACAUUUUUGCUGUUGCUGAUUCAGCAUAUCAUUGUAUGCUUAAGGAUCGAAAAAAUCAGUGUAUAGUGAUCAGUGGGGAAAGUGGGUCAGGGAAAACGGAAAGCACGAACUUUUUAUUACAUCACUUGACAGCUCUAAGCCAAAAAGGUUCCCAUGGCAGCGGAGUGGAGCAAACAAUUUUAAGUGCUGGUCCAGUGUUGGAGGCUUUUGGAAACGCGAAAACGGCCCAUAAUAAUAACUCCAGCCGUUUUGGGAAAUUCAUACAAGUAAAUUACAAAGAAAAUGGUAUGGUCCAUGGCGCGGUGGUGCAAAAGUAUCUGCUGGAAAAGUCCAGAAUAUGUUGCCAAGGAAGAUAUGAACGCAACUACCAUGUAUUUUACUAUCUACUUGAAGGGGCUAAUGAACAAGAACGCCAACAGCUUCACCUUUUGAAACCAGAAAAAUACUGUUACCUGAAUAGGUCUUGUACCUCUUUAGACAAUGUUGAUGAGAGUUACGAGUUUUCCCGAUUAAAGCAAUCGAUGGAGAUGGUUGGGUUUACUCAUGAAAAACAAAGACGACUGUUUUCUGUAUUGUCGGCGGUGCUGCUCCUAGGCAAUGUUGAAUUCCAACCAAAAAAAUCCGCGUAUCAUCACGACGAGGCUGUUUCGGUUAAAAAUCCCGAAGUGGUAUCUUUGAUUUCUGAACUGUUGAGAGUCAAACAGGAAACGCUUAUGCAAGCUCUAACUGCAAAACGAGCUAGAGCGUCAGGCGAAACGUUGGUGAUUAAUUAUAAACUUCCGGAAGCUGUAGCUAGUAGGGAUGCUAUGGCGAAGUGCCUCUAUGGCGCGUUAUUCGACUGGAUAGUGCUGCAAGUAAAUCACGCUCUACUUUCCAAAAAGGACACAUUUAGGGAGCACCAGGGCAACUCCAUUGGCGUACUGGACAUAUUUGGUUUUGAAGAUUUCGGACUGAACAAUAGUUUUGAACAGCUGUGUAUUAAUUACGCCAAUGAGCAUUUGCAGUACUAUUUUAACCAACACGUUUUCAAAUAUGAACAGGAAGAAUACAGAAAGGAAGGUAUUAGGUGGACCAAUAUAGACUUUAUGGACAACACAGGAUGUUUGCAAUUAAUUGAAGGAAAACCAAAUGGACUUCUUUGUUUAUUGGAUGAUCAAUGCAAUUUUCCAGGGGCGACAAAUGAAACCUUACUUCAGAAAUUUAAUAUGGUACAUAAAGAUAACAAAUUUUACAAAAAACCGCAGAAAAGGGAAGCUGCCUUUAUAGUUGAACAUUAUGCAGGCAAAGUUAAAUAUCAAGUAACGGACAUGAGAGAAAAGAAUUUGGAUUUGAUGCGUCAGGAUAUUGUUGGUGUAUUAAAAAACAGUUCAAUGGCGUUCGUAAGGGAACUGGUCGGUGUGGACCCAGUUGCAGUUUUUCGAUGGGCAAUUGUGAGGGCUUUCUUCAGAGCGCAGUUUGCAUUUAGGGAGGCCGGAAAGAGACACAGACAGGGUAGAGUGGAUGGCAAUAGAAACAAUAUCCAGCAACGCUACAGGGGGUACCACACACCCAACGAUAAUAUCAUAAGCAAACAGCGAAACUCCACAUCUGGUUCUUAUCGUUCGUCGGACGAACCGUCUAAUCGACUUUCUUGGCCUCAAUUUUACCAACGUAAUCGAACGUCGAGUGGCUCUGCCAUUGGGAAAAUAGCGGCAGAUGAGAGAAGACGACACGAAACACAUACUAACUCAGGAACCGCAGCGUUAGAAAAAGUUUUAUGUCCUGACGAGGCUAGGGCCAUUCAAAGAGCGAACCAGAUUGUGAUGAAGAACAAGUCGUUUCGGCCGAGGGAACGUAGCAAAAAAGGUCUGAAAAAUUUGCAGUCAGUGAAAACUCUUGCCGGAAGGACUGGUCUAACUAAUCAGGCUCAAAUCGGCAAAGCGAGAAAGCAGCCCUUGACCGUGGCCGCGCAGUUUCAACAGUCUUUACAUUCUUUGAUGGACACAUUAAAUCAGGCGAAUCCGUUUUUUAUCAGAUGUAUUAAAUCAAAUGCCAAUAAAAUACCAAACACGUUUGACGCCGAAACAGUUCAAAGACAGUUGAGGUAUACUGGCAUGUUGGAAACUGUACGCAUCAGACAAGCUGGUUUUAAUGUGAGAUUGACUUAUGAUGAAUUCAUUCAACUCUACAGAAUUCUGCUUCCAAAACGUUUAUUGAGUUCUCAAAGCGAUGUCAGGGAUUUUCUGGCCACUUUGAAUCUAAAUAGAGACAAUUAUCAAUUAGGAAGUACUAAAGUUUUUAUGAGAGAAUCGGAAAAGCAUAAGCUCGAUUGUAAGUUACACCAACAAAUUAUGUCGGCAAUAGUAACAUUACAAAGGUGGUUUCGAGCGUGCCUGGAACGAAGGCGAUAUCAAAGAAUGCGGAUGGCGGCUGUAAUUAUCCAAUCAUACUGUCGUAUGUUUCUGAUACAGAAACAGUUUAGAAGGCUUAUGGCGGCUAUAAAAAUUCAGAAACUCUGGAGAGGUUACAGGAUUCGUAGUCGCCUGCACAAAUUAAGAAUGGGAAUUAUUAAAUUCCAAGCCCAUUGCAGGGGGUUUAAAGUUAGGCAGAUCAUUGCCGAACAUAAAGCUCGGGGAUAUGUUUCUCAUAGAAAGGUACAGAGCGCCAGGGCUUUACCUAUUCACAUACAGGUGAAGCAACUUAGUUCUGAUGAGGCUUUUGUAAGCAAGGAAUCCAGCCAAGAGGAAUUAAGAAUCGAAAGUGCUGAAAAGAAAUUUUUGGACUCUGAUGAGAGCAGUGGUAUUCAAGACGAUUUAGACAAUGCCAACCACAACAAAGCAGUUUUAAGGACCACUUUGUCUUUGCCAAUGGUGUCACCUACUCAUCCAUUUAAUUAUCAGUCCUACAUGAAUAAUCCAGGGAAUAGCAAUAGGUUGGAAUCGGAAAAGUCGGUAGAAUCUUUGCGAAAAAGAAUUACCAAACAUCAGCAAACUAUUGACUAUUCCGACCUUGAUUACAUACCACAGAGAAAAGACAGCGGCGAAUCUCUCGAGUCUCAACAUAGCUAUGAAUCCCAACAAAGUGUUGAUUCGUCCCACUUUAGUCAACCGAUUCCAGAAUCGAUUCCAUCAGAGGGGGCCCAUCUUGGAAAGCAAUGGUCUUCUACUAGCACCACUAGCGACCCAUUUUCAGAAAGUGUACCUGUACAAUCGGCUCCGUCGAAUAUUACGGAACAGUUUGACGAAUUCAAUGUUAAACCUCAAUUGACCCGAACGUCUGCCGUUAACUGGGCGGCGCCGGCGGUUCGAAGGGAGAAACUUAGGAACUUCCCUAUUAGAAGACCACACAGGUAUUCAGACGAUAGACCGGACGUAUAUCCAUACGACUCGGCGCCAAACAAGUUAGAAGAGAUAUUGGGUAGGCCGGAAGCUCCAGUUAGGAGCACGCGCAAAUCAAAACGUGGCCACGUAAAGAGUUUGGGUGAAGAAGUGACGGAUUCGGGGAGUUUAGAUAAAAACUCCAUUCUGGGAACGAUCAGCGAAAACAAGGCGCAUUCGGAGUUGAGCAGGAUUCCGGCGCCUCAUCAGGAAAACGUGAAUAAAGCGACGUCAACCCCCAAAAGACAAAGACAGAAUCUGUCUCAAAUCGAUUUAAGGCGCAGAAAUAGCGAUCCCGCAACCAAGGUUUUAAUCAACGAACAUCCUAGCGGUUUGGAUAUUAGUCCCGUGAUGAAGUCAAUGGACAAAUGGAGCGAUAUCAAUACACUCUCCCUGGCGGGCCACACGUUUAGGAAAAUUUCGCGUAUAUCUAAAGAUGACACGUGCUCUUUUUGCAAGCAAAAACUGGACAUGUUCAUAACGCAAGGCUACAAAUGCACCAUAUGUAAAAAAUUGUUCCACACAAAGUGUAUUCAAAAUAAAGGCGUGUUUGAAAUGCCCUGCGAAAGCCACCGUUCCGCCACGGAUAGGCGGAAACACAGGAAACAUUCACGCACGGCGUACGAUAUGCACAAAUCGGAAGAAAACAAGUUUAGCCUUACUGGCACAUCGGAGUUUACAGAUAGGACGGACCAAAUAAUUACCGGAGCGGAGGAGCUUACUCUCAUGCAGGAGUUCAUAACCGAAAAGAUUAUGAAGAUAGAAGACGACGGCGGAAAAUCGAGCGAAGUGGACAAAGUUUUCAAACAGGCAUUAAGGGAGUUUAAAGAUAAUUUGGUGCAGAUGUACAGCGCGGUCGCCAAGCAUCACGGAAUAGAAGCGUGCAAUAUACGUUACAAGGAUUUAAUCAGCGUGUUUAAUCAGUCGAUGGAAACCGUUUGCCAGAGGGAACUGAGGCAAGGGGAAACCAAAGAUUUCCCAAUAACCUUGGGCGUAAACGCUUUCCGAGGUUUUAUGAACGAAUUUAUGUCGACGAAAGCAGAGGAGAAACCGAGCAAGGCGAAGCGCAAAAAAGAAAAGAAGCGCAAAGUGGAAACGUACAAGUUUAACGGGCAUACAUUCUUGCAGACAAUCAUUAAUAUUCAGACCGCGUGCGAAAUUUGCAAUUCGUUUUUCAUGUGGCCGAUCGAACGGGGAUUGGUUUGCCAAAGUUGCAAGCUCACAUGUCACAAAAAGUGUUACACCAACUCUAGUCAUUGCCAAAAGGAGCCCGGCAUCCCGGGCGACAGUAAAAGAGUAUUCGGUGUGGCCUUAGUGACCCUCGUUACGGAAGAACACAAAAUACCUUUUGUCGUAGAGAGACUCAUGUAUACCAUAGAACUUCGCGGUUUGUACAUAGAAGGUAUUUAUAGGAAAUCGGGAGUUAGCUCCAAGAUAAAAGAGUUAAAGACUGAGAUGGAUGAAAAUCCUGAAAACUGUGACUUUGAGAAAUAUCAGGUACACGUCUUAGCGUCUGUAUUGAAAAGUUUUCUCAGGGAAAUGCCCGAACCGCUUUUAACAUUUGAAUAUUAUGAUAAUUUUAUUACCGCAGCGAACCUUGAUAACGAGACUGACAGAAUAACGACUUUGUACGAUAUACUAAAGAAAUUACCCUCCCCAAACUAUGAUCUGAUGGAGAGGCUUAUCUUUCAUUUGGCCAGAGUGGCUCUUCACGAAGAAACCAAUCGAAUGAGCUCAUCUUCCCUUGCUAUUGUUUUCGCGCCGUGUGUGCUCAGGACCAAUAAGCGAAUGGCAGCCCAAGAGAGUCUGCAUGAUAUUAGUAGUCAAACGCAGUGCAUCGAGACCAUUGUUAGGGUGCAGUUAAGAAAGCUCCGCCUCACGUUAGAUGACAUAGACACAUUGGACACGGCUUGUCAAGCUGCUACGAAUCGUUUGUCGUCUUUACGAAGUUCUAAAGUAUUUAGUCCAGACGAAUUGCUGCCUGCCAAUCAACCAUCUCAGCAGCAAGCAGAAGACGAAGAACAUCUUUUAGUGGAUCACAUUCAAGAAAUUCAAAAGGAGAAGGAGCAUCUGACAUCCACUUUGCCCACAUUAACUCACGCUACAUCUGACGACGAUAUGCUCUCAACAGAUGGCGACGGUAGUCUGGACGAUUUGUCUUGUAUAGGCGAGCGAAACAGACCGCGACCUAUUAUUAGGUCCAUAUCUUCCGGAGAAUCCAGAUCUAACCUGCCGAGACUGAAAAGACAAUCUUCGUCUGAUACGAGCGCGAAAGUGUUAGAAGAUUGUGAUGAUCCCAUUAUGGUGUAGAUAGUGUAUGUAAACGUUUGAACAUUUACACGGUUUUGUAUUUUUAAAAUUGUCGUGACAUAUAAACUCUGAGAAUAUUGAGAGCUACAUAUACCAAAAGAAAAUCCAUGACAGUUGUUGUGUAAAUUUUUAAAGCAAACAUAAAAAUGUAUGUACAGAAUAAUGUAUUGAUUUUUCUAAAAAAAUGUAUUUUUAUGUUGUUUUUGUUUUUAAUUAUUAAAUAUUUUAAUUAUGACAAAUUGACUGAUAAAUUAUUCAUUACUCAAUUUGAUGUAGAGUUAACCUUAUGGUUGUGUUUGUCUCGAUUUCAGAGAGACAUUGAUAUAUUUUGAAACCAUGAAUGGUCGCGAAGUGUACAUACAUUUGCAUUAUUCACUGUGAUUUAACGUCUAUUAUUUGUUAUCUAUUAAUACUGGGCGGGGUAGAAAGUGACGUAAGUAAUGAAGGUUCUAGUUAAAAGCCGAAUUAAAAAAUUAUUUUGUAUAAUGCACAGAGAGUAUUUUUUGACUCAAAGGCAAAAAAGGAGGCAUGGUCCAGGUGUAGUGGUAGUAACUACAACAAAUUAGCAAAUUACUAAGUUGAUCUUGAAAAUGUAAGAAUAUAAACUUAAUUUGAUUUUUUUUUAUUUUUCUUUUACAUUGAUGCAGUACUGAAAUAUUUGAUUUGUAUUUGUUACACCAUUGUAAUGGUAAAUUCCAAGGUAUUAACUAAGGCUGCAUGAUUCCUUAAUUGGCUGUGGUAAAUCGUUUAUAAACUUCACUUUCACUUCAUCUCAAAUUUGUCCUAAACUGGGAGAUUAGCUAACGGCUCAAGAGAACAAAAAUGUGUUUUAGUUAAAAUUCGGCUUUUAAGUUGGGCAGAAAUGAGUUGCGCUGACUUAGGCCAGCCUUGUGUAAGAAAAAAAUUUAGUUCAACUCUAAUUUUCAUUUCAGAUUGAUCUGUCAUUUAGGGCUGUGACUUGUAUAAUCUUGAUUAAUUCUAUUUAAUUUUUGACAAAAAGUAACGGUGGUAAAUAUGUCAAAAAUGUAUUGCAAGAUUACAUUCUGUAAAUAAGGUAUUAAGAAUAUGAAUAUGUUUCUGUUUUGGUUCCAACCUGUUAAAUAAAAUGUAUUAAUCAAAAUUCACAUUAGCAGGAGUAUGCAAUCAAAGAAUAUUUUUUAUUUAGUUUUCAAGUUUACCCCAGGUUAUAUGAGGGAAAAAUCUCAAUAACUCCCGUUUGGCUUAGUGAGUAUCAACGACCGGAACUUGGGUAGGUCUAUAGUUCAGUAAAAUUGUUUUUCUGUUUAACUAAACUUCUCGAGACUCCAACGUUAUUUUUUCCUUGUCAAUUCUAAUUUUACUGUUUGCUCCAUGGUUCGGUGGUCCAUGAUUAUCUUGUGACAUGUUUAUUUUUGUCCUGCGUCGGAUAUAGUUGUAAAGACUUAUUUUCUUGCUAACAAAUCAUUAGCCACAAGAAAUAAAUUUGACGUUUUUAUUAGAGGCGCAACAGAAAAUGUUAAAUUAUUAAAUUUUCCAUAUGCGUAAGUGUAUCUCAUAUCUUCUUCUCAAUAAUGAACUCAUUCCAUUAUUUCUAUUCUAAUAAUUAAAACAAUACUAGAUAAAAUUGAAACAAAAACAAACUUUCUCCCCAAGUAAAUAUGUAAGAAAAGGUAUUGAAAAUAUUUUUAACUAUUGUAGUAUUUUCUAGUAUAUUUACUCAAUCUAUGUACAUAAUAAUAUUUCUUGUUCUUGUAUAAAUACUGUUACAGGGGACAUCACCCCUACUUAUGCCCAAAAAUAUUUGUAAAUAAAAAUGUUUAAU